UCAUAAUCAUUGACCCUUACAUAGACAUUACUCAUCAUUUACCCUGACAUAGACAUUACUCAUCAUUGACUCUGACAUAGACAUUACUCAUCAUUUACCCUGACAUAGACUGUACUCAUCAUUGACCCUGACAUAGACAUUACUCAUCAUUGACCCUGACAUAGACAUUACUCAUAAUUUACUCUGACAUAGAUAUUACUCAUCAUUGCCUCUGACAUAGACAUUACUUAUAAUUGACUCUAACAUAGACAUUACUCAUAAUUGCCUCUGACAUAGACAUUACUCAUCAUUGACUCUGACAAAGACAUUACGCAGCGAUGAGGCUGAACGCAGCGCAAAUGCAGCUUUUGUUGCUGUGCCUAGCCUCCGCCGUGCAGCUCUCCACGACCUGGAGGAGCGACAGACGUAAGACUCUAUACUCUAUAUAUCUCGAACAGCUGCGCUCUCUAACGCCCCGGCGACUGCGCAUCAGACGCAAGCUCGUGCAGUACCACAACUUCUUCAGGACAAGAGUCCAGCCUCCGGCUACGAACAUGCUCGCCAUGAGCUGGUCGCGGGAGGCGGCACGCGACGCUCAGCGCUGGGCGUCUGCCUGUCAGUUGCUGGUGCAUGACGACAACGCGGGGCGCACCGUGCGCGGCUACGGCCCUUGCGGCCAGAACAUCUUCGUGAGCACCCAGCAGGUGCCGUGGUUUUUCGGCGUCAAAACCUGGUGGCUUGAGCGCGACAACUUCACGUACGGUUCCGACAAGAACGAUUUGUUCGUGGUUGGUCAUUACACGCAGCUCGUGUGGCACGCAAGUCAUCAGUUGGGCUGCGGGCUUGCUUUCUGUAAGGACGCUAAACCGAGACCCUUCUACAACUACGUCUGUAAUUACUGCCCAAUCGGCAACCACAUGCAAGCAAUCGGCCACCCGUACGAGAACGGGACGUCGUGCUCAGCUUGUCCAGGGCACUGUAAGGCGGACAAGCUCUGCACGAACGCUUGUCCCUACGGCGACCUGUGGGUCAACUGCAAGGAUCUGGCCAAGACCUUCAAAGGGUGGCUCUGUGACACCAGGACGAGGAAGGGCAUCAUCAGACGCAAACAUUGCAGGGCGACGUGUCUCUGUGAGGGAAAAAUCACCUUCCCUUGACCGUCCGUAAUCUCGAUAAGCUUGGCGCUCUUCUC
Hyalella azteca is the source of this 1171-nucleotide messenger RNA. Its product is annotated as cysteine-rich secretory protein 2-like. The record is from RefSeq and is a predicted model, not a curated record. The transcript is spliced from 5 exons. The coding region runs from base 318 to 1136 and encodes 272 amino acids. Lineage: Eukaryota; Metazoa; Arthropoda; Malacostraca; Amphipoda; Hyalellidae. Gene Ontology annotation, cellular component: extracellular region.